Molecule: messenger RNA, 2279 nt
Organism: Mangifera indica (mango)
Lineage: Eukaryota; Viridiplantae; Streptophyta; Magnoliopsida; Sapindales; Anacardiaceae
Product: ubiquitin domain-containing protein DSK2b-like
Exons: 9
Coding region: 248-1909 (553 amino acids)
Biological process (GO): ubiquitin-dependent protein catabolic process
Cellular component (GO): cytosol
Molecular function (GO): polyubiquitin modification-dependent protein binding
Source: RefSeq, a predicted model, not a curated record
UUGGGCAAUUAUCCUAUACAGACAGCCCACCUCUUCCUCUCUCGAGUGAAACACAUACUCGCGCUAUCAGCUCGUGAACAUCACACGGAUCCUUUUCUUCAACAAAGCUCCACAGCCAACAAAUAACUCUCCUUUCUCUCGUUCGUCCUCUUCGUUAUUUAAUUAUCGUACUUUUGUUGUUCUCGGCUUCUGUCGUAGUUUAGUUUUUUUUUUUACCUUUUAAUAUUAUAGAAGGGGCCUCCCGAGGAUGGGGGGUGGAGUAGACGGAGCAGUGGAGGAGUUUGGCGAAGCGAACGGUGGAGAUGCGGUUAAGGUCAAUGUCAGAUGUUCCAACGGCUCGAAAUUCUCUGUGGAUAUCGAUCUCGAAUCCUCCGUUGAAACUUUCAAAGCUGUUCUCUCAGAGAAGUGCGAAAUUCCACCGGAGCAACAGCGCUUGAUUUACAAGGGUCGGAUCUUGAAGGACGAUCAAACCCUAAAAAGCUAUGGUCUGGAGGCAGAUCACACUGUGCACUUGGUUCGUGGUUUUGCAGCAGCAGCAGCAAACCCUUCAGGAGCAACCAAUACUGGAGGUUCAACUCCAACUCAAAAUACUGCUAGAGUGGUGGGAACAAAUGAAGGUGAUGCUAUGGGAGGAUCUGGCUUUGGAGCUUCUCUGUUUCCUGGUCUUGGCAUGAAUGGCUUAGCUGGCACUGGUGCUCCUGGUGGAUUGUUUGGAGCUGGACUUCCUGAGUUUGAGCAAGUGCAGCAACAGUUGACUCGAAACCCUAACAUUAUGAGAGAAAUAAUGAACAUGCCUGUCGUGCAGAACCUCAUGAAUAACCCAGAGAUAAUGCGAAACUUGAUCAUGAACAAUCCUCAAAUGCGUGAAAUCAUUGAUCGAAACCCUGAACUAGCACAUGUACUUAAUGAUCCAGGUACACUACGCCAGACGCUUGAAGCAGCUAGAAACCCUGAGCUCAUGCGUGAAAUGAUGCGGAAUACUGAUAGAGCAAUGAGCAACAUUGAAUCCUCUCCUGAAGGAUUCAAUAUGCUUCGGCGUAUGUAUGAAACUGUUCAGGAACCAUUUCUUAAUGCAACCUCAAUGACUGGAAAUGCUGGAAAUGAGACUGCAAAUCCUUUUGCUGCUCUCUUGGGCAAUCAAGCUGGGAAUCAAGCUAGAGAUGGAUCAACUAACCCAUCAACCACUAAUUCUGAUACUACUGGUUCUCCUGCUCCCAAUACUAACCCACUUCCUAAUCCUUGGGCAUCUGGUGGCACAGCUGGAGGUGCCCCAACUAACACCACAAGGUCUAAUAUAGUUGGGGAUACUAGGACACCGACACCUGCUGGCUUAGGUGGACUUGGUCUCCCAGGGUUUGAAAGCUUGUUGGGUGCCAUGCAGGAUUCUAAUUCACUGAAUCAGAUGAUGCAGAAUCCAGCUAUUUCACAAAUGAUGCAAAGUCUUCUCUCCAACCCACAGUACAUGAACCAGAUUCUUGGGCUUAAUCCCCAGAUGCGUAGCAUACUUGAUUCCAAUUCUCAACUCAGAGAAAUGAUGCAAAAUCCUGAAUUUCUUCGUCAGUUGACUUCUCCUGAGACAAUGCAGCAAAUGUUGACUUUGCAGCAGUCCCUAUUGGCUCAGCUUGGCCGGGCACAGUCUACCCAGGAACCAGGCCAGACUGGUUUAGGGGCAGGAGCACCUAAUAUGGGUGGGUUGGAGAUGCUGAUGAACAUGUUUGGUGGACUUGGAGCUGGCAGCCUGGCUGCACCCAGAUCUGAUGUGCCCCCGGAACAAUUAUAUGCCACUCAAUUGUCACAACUUCAAGAAAUGGGUUUCUUUGAUACUCAAGAAAACAUACGAGCGUUAAUUGCCACUGCAGGAAAUGUCCAUGCUGCUGUGGAACGUCUUUUAGGGAAUUCAGGUCAGUAGAUUAUUAUCAAUGUUGAAUACCAUACGGUUGUUGGCCGUCAAAUGGAGUGCUGGAAUAGUUCAAUUGGAGCGGAAUUAUUCAAGCGCCUUUUCUGUCGAAUAUAUAUUUACUAUAUAGAAAGGGCAUCAAACUUCAUUGAAUCAAUCAGGCUGGAGUGUCGUGUACAUACUCGGUAUUAAGACUUGUCAUAUGAAUUGUUUGCAAAAUUUAUUACCCUCUGGGAUUGGAAUGUGCGAAAAUUUCUUUUUGACAAGCCAGUCACUAACUGCAUGGUUUUAUUUUAUGCUUGAGACCAGUUCAACGUUACCGUUUUGUUGGCACAUCUAAUCUCAAUGGAGAGGAAAUAAAAAGGUUGCAGUGCUUGAGAUA